AUGAUUGAACUUGGUCUCAGCCGUGUCUCACGGCUUGUUCAGCAGAGUCCGCUGACAUGGAAAGCAAUUCAUAUUGCGGGGACAAAUGGAAAGGGCUCGAUCAGUGCAUAUCUCUCUCAUAUUCUAUCCUCAGAGGGAAUCAGAUGUGGCCGCUUUACAUCUCCGCACUUGAUUGAUCGGUGGGAUUGCAUAACGAUAGGCGAACGGGUAGUCAAAGAAUCGCUCUUUCGACAGAUCGAAGACGAGGUCAAACGCCGAGACCAGACUUUGGGCAUCGGCGCAUCCGAGUUUGAGCUAUUGACUGCGACAGCCUUUGAGAUCUUCAACCAUGAACAAGUGGAGAUCGGUGUGGUUGAGGUGGGCAUGGGAGGUCGCCUGGAUGCUACCAAUAUCUUGAAUAAUGUAUUGGUAUCAGUGAUCGCCAAAAUUGGCAUGGACCACCAGGCCUUUUUGGGAUCUACCAUUGAAGAAAUUGCUGCCGAGAAAGCUGGGAUCCUGAAAUCGGGAGUACCCUGCGUGGUGGAUGCCACCAAUGAAGCUGCGGUGAUCGAUACCAUCUCAAAACGAGCCCAAGAUCUAAAGAUCGAUGCCAGCUUCGUCUCUCCAAGUAAAGUGGAAGAACAAUUGCCACCAUUGGCCCAAUUGUUCCGCAAACUCGAUCUCGAACCUCAUCAACAAGAAAAUAUGUGCUGCGCAGUUUCCGCACUACGCCUUUCUCUAUCUAAGAUUCGCCCUGAAACGGACGCUUUCUCUCUACUUCCCCGUCUGGCCGAUGUCAAGUGGCCCGGACGAUUAGAGACCAUCUCCCUACAAUCCUUGAUUUCUCGCACAGAACCCAUCCUCCUGGAUGAGGUUCUCGGGAAAUACGUGAAUCGCAAACUUCGACCCGAUUCUGGAAGCGUGACUUGGGUUAUCGCCGCCUCAAGUGGAAAAGACCUAGCCGGUGUCUUUCAGGCUAUCAUCCGGCCUGGGGAUCACGUUGCUACGACCGAGUUUGGGCCUGUGGAAGGCAUGCCAUGGGUCACACCAACGAAUGCGUCUGAACUUGCAGGAGCCAUUCGAUCGAUACCCGAGAUCGGUCGAGUACAAGAGUUUGAAGGCGAUCUUCUUCCUGCAAUUAAGUGGGCUGGCGAAGUGGCUGACGGUCGGCCCCUUGUCAUUGCUGGUAGCUUGUACCUGGUUUCCGAUGUGCACCGCUUGCUCCGUGACGCGCAGAAAUGA
Molecule: messenger RNA, 1221 nt
Organism: Penicillium cosmopolitanum
Lineage: Eukaryota; Fungi; Ascomycota; Eurotiomycetes; Eurotiales; Aspergillaceae
Product: dihydrofolate synthase
Exons: 2
Coding region: 1-1221 (406 amino acids)
Biological process (GO): folic acid-containing compound biosynthetic process
Cellular component (GO): cytoplasm; mitochondrion; cytosol
Molecular function (GO): tetrahydrofolylpolyglutamate synthase activity; dihydrofolate synthase activity; ATP binding
Source: RefSeq, a predicted model, not a curated record